AUGAAAAACUCGCUGUACGAUCGCCUUUGGCGCCGGGAAUGCGGGGAACAGGUGCGGUAUGCUGGGCUUCGGGGAAUUUACGGAUCCAAGGAAUGGGUCAAUGAUCUCGACAUUGUGAAUGAACUCGGUGGGCAUACUGGAUGUGUCAAUGCCCUGAGUUGGUCGAGGUCAGGGCGUCUUUUGGCAUCAGGCUCUGAUGAUAGACACCUCAAUAUCUACUCCUACCAACCCGACUCCUCCGAUGCUCCAUUCGCGCUCAACACCACCGUAUUCACCGGCCACAAAGCCAACAUCUUCUCCGUCAAGUUUAUGCCACACUCGAAUGAUGGAACUCUGGUUACAUGUGCCGGCGACUCGCAGGUUCGCGUCUUUGAUAUAGAAUACUCAACUGGGAGUAGAAAUGAUGCUGCCACCUCCGCAUUUGCGGCCUCCACUCGCAGCCGGCGCUUCACUGAGUUCUUCAGUGGCACGCGAUAUCUGAGUGACGGCAAUACCAACGCUAGAUUGUAUCGUAGCCAUGUUGAUAGCGUGAAGCGCAUCGUCACCGAAUCUUCCCCGUUCCUUUUCCUCACUUGCUCUGAGGAUGGUGACGUCCGCCAGUGGGAUCUGCGGCUACCAUCUAGCGCAUACCCUCCGCCACGGGGUGGCCAGGGCUUCAUGGCAUACCGACAAGGAUUGGAAAAUGAUGAUCCCAAUGUUCCACCGCCUCUAAUCUCUUACAGGCCAUACCGCCUGGACCUCAAUACCAUCUCCUGCUCACCGAGUCAGCCUCAUUAUAUUGCCUUGGGUGGUGCGCACCUCCACUGCUUUUUGCAUGACAGACGGAUGCUUGGACAGAACACCUCCGCUGCAAGGGGCAGGGCUACACCAAGCGCUGCCAGCCUUAAUGAUGAUGAGGAGAUGAGCAAGGCGACGCGAUGCGUGAGAAGAUUCGCACCGAGCGGCAAGCACCAUGGGAAGUAUGCUGAUGAUGGACACAUAACUGCUUGUAAAAUCAGUGAUGCGAACCCCAAUGAGAUGGUUGUUAGCUGGUCUGGCGAUCAUAUCUACAGCUUCGAUUUAAUCCGCAGCCCGGAUGCUCGAGAGACACAGGCGGGCAAUAAAUCGAUUAUCAGGGGCAAGAACGGACAGCCUCGUCGCAGUUCACGGAGCCGGAAGCGCAAGAAGCCCGCAACACCUUCAUCGCAAGAAAGUGGUGGCCGACAUCAAUCCCAUCGUCGCUCAGCAGAAAAUGUCCCAUAUCCCCCAUUCUCGGAUGAUGUCCUAAGCACCGACCCCGAGCGUUUGCUCGAGCAGGCUCGGUUUUCUGUGUUGAAUGAUACCCAGCGAUUGAGCAUGCAGAUCGCAAAAGAGCUAGUAAAACUUCGAAAGGCCCUAUUUUCAGAAACUACAGUUCGGGAAGCCGCAGGGUCUGACGAUGUGGAACCCGAAUCGUACUCGAGAUGCUUUUUAUCCGCUUUAGAAAUUGCAUCUACGCUUCUCCCGCAAAUGGGCGAUGUCAUGCGCGAAUGGAGCUAUCCCAUGAACCCAUCACAGGAGACUGUCAAUUUCCAACAAUCACUUCGUCGCAAUCGCCAGUCGUCAUGGCGAUUUGUCCAAGCUGCUGGCGCACUUGCUCAUGCGUUGGCAGAUCAACCACAAGUUCCGGAAGAAUCAAGCUUCCUGAUGAUCAAGCCUGCGCCGGGCGAAGAUGACCCCAUUGACCCAGCAGCUCGGUUUGGCUACGAAUUCCUCCGAGCAAUUCUUCUCUGGCUGCAGGGCGGCAGACAGCGUCUUUUAGAGGGGUUUCAACGCCGCAAUGCCCCUCGACGAUUGCAUAGCCGAUUCCCAAUCCCAGAUGAAUCCGAAGAGGAUGCCAUCGAAACCAUCCUAGUGCCCUACAUUAUGGAAUUGGCCCGCGACACUCCGAUCGUGAAUGUGGAUGCUUCCAGAUUUGAGCAUGACAGUACGCGAAUUCUGUUCCCAACCCAACGAGCUGCCGUGACUGCAUUUGGGAAUGCUGUCAGAUUGCCCUUGGAAGAUCUUGGGGACUCAGCUGCUCGGUUCGACAGGCGCCGUGUUUCUAAUCCUACCUCGCAAAUUCGUUCUCUUGACCGUGCCUCUGCGAAGAGGUUCUGGAUUUUGCGAGUAGGCAGAGGAAUCUUGAUGGAGACAGGUAGUGAAGUGAAUUACAGAUUUGUCAACAAUGCUUUCGGCGGACUUCACACCGUAACGGACGAGUCUGAGAAUGAAUCAGACGAAGAGAGAGUCCAGGAUGAUAUCGAUCCCGAUGUGGAGGAAGAACCAGUCCAACACGUUGCACCCAUCAGGCCUGGUAGUUCCGUUUCCAGGCAGAAUGAUCCUCGACCUGAAAGCUCCCAACGCGAUGCAAAUUCUUCGGACAAUAGCGACAUUGAUACAGGCGAGGAUGGGAGCGAUGGCAGCCAGGCAGAGGAGUCAACUGACGAUGAAGAUCUUGAUGGCUGGCCCACAGAUUCAUCUUCGGAUGAAGAUCGCGAGGGGCUUGGUUCUCGUAGCACUAUGGCCCAGAGAUAUGCCAUUCGAAAGGCGCGACGUAAUAUCGAACGUCAUGCUCCGUGUGUACCUCAUAUGCGAAGUUAUCGCGGCCAUUGCAACGUCAAGACCGUCAAAGAUGUCAACUAUUUUGGAUUGGAUGAUGAAUACGUGGUCAGCGGCUGUGAUUCUGGUCAUAUAUUCAUCUGGGACCGCAAGACGUCCAAUCUGGUCAACAUCCUAGAAGGUGAUAGUGAAGUUGUCAAUGUUGUUCAAGGUCACCCCUAUGAACCAAUGAUCGCCGCUUCAGGCAUCGAUAACACCAUCAAAAUAUUUUCACCAGACCGGCACGCUCAAGAUGAUGCCCGUAAUGGUGUGAACAUUCUCGACCCCGACAAUCCAUCCAACAAGGUUGGACAAAACAUCUCCAGGAUCGGUGGCCUCGAAAGCCGGAAGCGAGUUCAUGAAAGCUACCGCAUCAUGAGCCAAAACGAUGUUGAGCGUCGUGGUGGCAUCAACGACGCACACAUCACUCGGAGUAUGCUUGAGCGCUUGGCGGCCAAUCUGACGAGUGAAGGCGGCCUUGGGGUUGGAAUUGAUGAUCUUGCUGGUGAUGGUGAACAUCGGACUGUUGUCAUCGAUGACAAUUGCUCGGUGAUGUAA
This is a messenger RNA of Penicillium crustosum, 3156 nucleotides long. Its product is annotated as WD repeat-containing protein. Lineage: Eukaryota; Fungi; Ascomycota; Eurotiomycetes; Eurotiales; Aspergillaceae. The record is from RefSeq and is a predicted model, not a curated record. Gene Ontology annotation, cellular component: Cul4-RING E3 ubiquitin ligase complex; cytoplasm. The coding region runs from base 1 to 3156 and encodes 1051 amino acids. The transcript has 5 exons. Gene Ontology annotation, biological process: negative regulation of fatty acid biosynthetic process. Gene Ontology annotation, molecular function: protein binding.